Molecule: messenger RNA, 1353 nt
Organism: Triticum dicoccoides
Lineage: Eukaryota; Viridiplantae; Streptophyta; Magnoliopsida; Poales; Poaceae
Product: protein trichome birefringence-like 11
Exons: 4
Coding region: 1-1353 (450 amino acids)
Cellular component (GO): Golgi apparatus
Molecular function (GO): O-acetyltransferase activity
Source: RefSeq, a predicted model, not a curated record
AUGCCACGCAGACACGGCCAAGUCUCGAGCGGCAGCGGGGAGGAGAGCGCGCCAUGGUCAUGGAGAUGGCGAGCGCGAGGAGGCGGGCGCGGCGACCACGCCGUGCUCUGGAGCGCCUGCGUCCUCCUCUCCGCCGCCUCGCUGCUCCUCGCCGCCACCCUCUCCUCGGGCUUCGGGGCCGCCAGGCUCUCCGCCGGAGAGGUCAGCGUGGUCGUGAGGGCGAGCACCGGCGCUGUCGUCGUGACGACGGACGGAGACGCUGCCGUCGACAACGGCCGCGGGCACUGCGGCGACGCUGAUCACGACGGCAUGCUAACCGACGGCGAGUGGGUGCGCGAGGAAGCGGGCGUGGCCCCUCUCUACGACUCGAGGGAGUGCCCGUUCGUCGACGUGGGGUUCCGGUGCCGGGAGAACGGCCGGCCGGACGACGGGUACGCCCGGUGGAGGUGGCGGCCGAGGCACUGCGAGCUCCCGAGGUUCGACGCCGAGAAGCUGCUGGAGGUGCUCCGGAACCGCCGGCUGGUGUUCGUCGGCGACUCCAUCGGGCGCAACCAGUGGGAGUCGAUGCUCUGCAUGCUCUCCUCGGCCGUCGCCGACGCCGGGGCCUCGGUGCGCGAGGAGCACGGGAGCCCCAUCACCAAGCACAAGGGCUUCCUCUCCUUCCGGUUCCUCCGCCACAACCUCACGGUGGAGCACUACCGGUCGCCGUACCUGGUCCGGCGCGGCGGCCGCCCCCGCCGCGCGCCCAGGCACGUCCGCUCCACGCUCCAGCUCCGCGCCAUGGACUCCAGGGCGCACCUGUGGAAGGGCGCCGACGUGCUCGUCUUCAACUCCGGCCACUGGUGGAACCACGACCGGCUCCAGCAGCUGCAUUGCUACUUCCAGGAAGGCAAGAGGCUGAGGCUGGACAUGAGCGUGGAGGCGGCCUACCAGAGAGCCAUGGACACAGUGCACGAAUGGGUCCAGAAGGAGGUGGACGGCAGCAAGACCCUGGCCGUGUUCAGAACCUACUCGCCGGCGCACAAUAGGGGCACAAAUGGCGGGAGCUGCGGCAAGGAGACGCUGCCGGAGCUGAACAUGACGCGAAUCUCGCUGGGCCGGUGGCCGGGAAUGCUGCAGCCGGCGUUUGGGGGACCGGAAUCGGCCGUCGUCAGGGACCUGCGUCUGCGUGUGAUGAACGUGACGCAGAUGACGGCGCACAGGAGGGACGGCCACCCGGCGGUGUACAAUGUGGAGCCGUCGGCGAGGAUGCCGGUGGGGCAGAGGGAGGACUGCAGCCACUGGUGCCUGCCGGGUGUGCCCGACGCGUGGAACGAGCUCCUCUACGCCAUGGUUCUCGCCAGGCUUUCUUAG